AUGAAGUGGCUCUGGAGCAUGGCAGCCCUUGCGGCGUCAGCCGUGCGCGGCGACAGCUCGUGGAGCUUGCAGAUGGACGAGGCGAACCUCACGUUCCACGGCAGCCUCCAAGACGCCCCGGUCGCCGACAGCUUUUGCGACUCGACCAAGCAGCUCAGCGGCUACUUCAAGAUCGACGGCUCCAAGAGCAAGAACUACUUUUACUGGUUCUUCGAGUCGCGCGAUGCGCCCAAGGACGACCCGGUCAUCAUUUGGCUCACGGGCGGCCCCGGCUGCAGCUCGAUGCUCGCGCUCCUCGGCGAGAACGGGCCGUGCUCGGUCAACGACGACCUCUCGCUCAAGCGCAACCCGUACUCGUGGAACGCCAAGGCGAACAUCAUGUGGAUCGACCAGCCCGCGGGCGUCGGCUUUAGCUACGGCGACAAGAGCGAGUACGACACGGACGAGUCCAUGGUCGGCAACGACAUGUACCACUUUCUCCAAGCCUUCUUCGCCGCGCACCCCGAGUACGCCUCGAACGCGUUCUACGUCUUUGGCGAGAGUUACGCAGGCCAUUAUGUCCCAGCAGUCGCUCAUCGUAUCUACAGCGGCAACAAGGAAGGCUCGUCGCCCAAGAUCAACCUCAAGGGCAUUGGCAUCGGGAACGGUCUCACGUCGCCCGAGGUUCAGUACCAGUACUACCCGGAAAUGGCCUACCACAACACGUACGGCGUCAAGGCCGUGCCCGAGGCCGUGUACCAGACGAUGAAGGCGGCUGUGCCCAAGUGCACGCAGCUCAUCGACCUCUGCCAAAAGAUGAAGGUCGCGUGCUUGGUCGCGCAGGUGUUUUGCAACGCUGCGCUCGUCUCGCCGUACCAGCUCUCGGGCUUGAACGUCUACGACAUUCGCGAAAAGUGCGCGCACUUUCCCAUGUGCUACGACUUUGGCGCGAUCGAGAAAUUUUUGAAUCUGCCAUCGACGCGCCAAGCGCUGCAUGUGAGCGAGAAGAGCGCCAAGUGGGCGUCCUGCAACAUGGAGGUCCACGCGGGCUUUUCGUUUGACUGGAUGCGCAACUUUGACCAGCUUGUGACGCCGAUGGUCGAAGACCACAUCGACGUGCUCGUGUACGCGGGCGACGCGGACUUCAUCGUCAACUGGAUGGGCUGCAAGGCGUGGACGGUCGCGCUCGACUGGAAGUACAAGACGCAGUUUGCCGGCCAAGAGGACGUCGACUGGGUCGUCGACGGCCAGAAAGCCGGGAAGGUCCGCAGCGUCCAAGGCCUCACGUUCCUUCAGGUGUUCAACGCCGGCCACAUGGUGCCGAUGAACCAGCCGGCCAACUCGCUGGCGAUGCUGGAAGAGUUCAUCAAGGACGGCAAGCCGACCUUUGCGCAGCACCACGAAAAGAAGACAAAGGCGCACCACUUGCACGCCAAGACGGACGCCGAAAUGGAUUUCCUCUAUCACCAUUGA
This is a messenger RNA of Saprolegnia diclina VS20, 1452 nucleotides long. RefSeq lists its product as hypothetical. The record is from RefSeq and is a predicted model, not a curated record. Gene Ontology annotation, molecular function: serine-type carboxypeptidase activity. The coding region runs from base 1 to 1452 and encodes 483 amino acids. The transcript has a single exon. NCBI's taxonomy places the organism in Eukaryota, Oomycota, Saprolegniomycetes, Saprolegniales, Saprolegniaceae. Gene Ontology annotation, biological process: proteolysis.